GUCCCGCCGGCCCCCGCGCUCACCAACAUGGCGCUGGUGCUGGCGGCCGAGCGGGGCCGCUGCUGCCUCUGGGCGCUGCGGCGUCAGCGAUGGAAUCAAGUACAAAGAUUUGUGAAAUGGGCCUCAACGAUAGGCGGUCACAACAUAGGGAAGAUUCUUAUUGCAAACCGAGGAGAAAUUGCAUGCAGAGUGAUGCGAACAGCAAAGAAAAUGGGUGUGAAGUCUGUAGCAGUUUAUAGUGAAGCAGACAGAAAUUCAAUGCAUGUAGCAAUGGCAGAUGAAGCAUAUUGCAUUGGUCCAGCACCCUCACAGCAGAGUUACUUGGCCAUGGAAAAAAUAAUGCAGGUGGCCAAGGUCUCAGCAGCACAGGCUAUUCAUCCAGGUUAUGGUUUCCUCUCAGAAAACACAGAGUUUGCAGAAUUGUGCAAGCAAGAGGGAAUCAUCUUCAUAGGUCCGCCUUCAUCUGCUAUCAGAGAUAUGGGUAUUAAGAGUACUUCCAAAGCUAUAAUGUCGGCUGCUGGCGUUCCUGUUGUUGAAGGUUAUCAUGGAGAAGAUCAAUCAGAUGAGUGUCUAAAGGAACAUGCCAAGAGAAUAGGAUAUCCAGUAAUGAUUAAAGCUGUUCGUGGAGGUGGAGGAAAGGGCAUGAGAAUUGCUCACUCAGAAAAGGAGUUUCUGGACCAACUAGAAUCAGCUAGGAGAGAAGCAAAGAAGUCUUUCAAUGAUGAUGCAAUGCUGAUUGAGAAAUUUGUAGAUAAUCCAAGGCAUGUUGAAGUCCAAGUAUUUGGUGACCAGCAUGGCAAUGCAGUCUAUUUGUUUGAAAGAGACUGCAGUGUGCAAAGAAGACAUCAGAAGAUCAUUGAAGAGGCACCAGGGCCAGGAAUUAAUCCAGAAGUUCGAAGGAGACUUGGAGAAGCUGCUGUCAAAGCAGCUAAAGCAGUGAAUUAUGUGGGAGCAGGAACAGUGGAAUUUAUUAUGGACUCCAAACAUAAUUUUUACUUCAUGGAGAUGAAUACCAGACUGCAAGUAGAGCAUCCAGUUACAGAGAUGAUCACUGGAACAGACUUGGUGGAAUGGCAACUUAGGGUUGCAGCAGGAGAGAAGAUUCCCCUAAUGCAGGAAGACAUUGUGCUCCAGGGCCAUGCAUUUGAAGCUAGAAUAUAUGCUGAAGACCCUAAUAAUAACUUUAUGCCAGGGGCUGGGCCAUUGCUGCACUUAACCACCCCACCACCUGAUAGUUUCACCAGAAUAGAAACUGGAGUCAGACAAGGUGAUGAGGUUUCUGUUCAUUAUGAUCCAAUGAUUGCAAAGCUAGUUGUUUGGGCUGAGGAUCGUCAAGCAGCACUGAGAAAGUUGCGAUACAGUUUGCAUCAAUAUAAUAUUGUAGGAUUAAGCACCAACAUUGAUUUCUUACUGAGCCUGUCGGGACACCCACAGUUUGAGGCUGGAAAUGUGCACACUAAUUUCAUUCCUCAACACCAUGAUGAACUAUUUCCAACCAAAAAGGCAACCCCACACGAAGUUAUGUGUCAGGCAGCUCUAGGACUCAUACUGAAAGAGAAAAUGCUAACAGAUGCUUUUAGAGAUCAGUCAGAUGCUGAAUUCCCAUACUUUCUUGUCUGUUCAAGGAUGUGUUCAUGGAGAACAGUCAAUAUCCUUCUUAAUAAAUUCUCACCAUUUGCAUCCAGCACUGGUAGAAGAAUAAAUAUAUGUUAUACUAGAAAACUGUCUCUGCUGGAUGGGGAAAACAUUGUGGAUGUAGCUGUAAGUUACAAUCAAGAAGGGUCAUACAAAAUGCAGAUUCAAGAUGAAAUGUUCCUGAUAUCUGGAGAGAUCUUCAAUGAAGGUGAUUCAGUUUACUUGAGGUCUUCAGUAAAUGGAACCGUGUGUAAGUCCAAAUUGGUCAUUUUGGACAACACCAUUUAUCUCUUCUUUCCGGAAGGUAGCGCUCAGAUUGGCCUUCCUGUACCCAAGUACUUAUCUGCAGUGAGUUCAGUGGGAAUGCAAAGUGGUGCUGUAGCGCCCAUGACAGGCACAGUUGAAAAGGUGUUUGUGAAAGCAGGGGAUAAGGUUAAGAUCGGAGACCCUCUAAUGGUUAUGAUAGCUAUGAAAAUGGAGCAUACCAUAAGGGCUCCAAAGGCAGGAGUGAUUAAAAAGGUUAAUUUCCAAGAAGGUGCCCAGGCCAAUAGACACGCUCCGCUAGUUGAAUUUGUGGAUGAAGAGGCCGAGUCAAAAUAAAAGUCAAGGAGGGUGCAUUUUAUUUUUUCUACUUUGCUGAUUUUCUCUCAGGAGAAGAUUUCUUCGUAUUUUCAGCAAACUGUUUUGUAUAAUAGAGUGGGGAAUUGGUUUCCUCUGCACUUUCUGCAUAGUUUGACUGUAAAUUAUGCUGACUUUACUGAAAUCUGGAUAUCACUAUACUGUAAUUGUAUAUAUAACUCGUGGACCUAUGUGAUUGUUGUUCAGUGGUUAUGUUUGCCUGUGAAAAGUCAUUAGACUGGAAAAAAGAUGCGGAACUCUUAAAGGACGGGAGAGGUUAGUAAGGACUGUAAGUUACAGACUGCUAGGGUUCUUCUGCCUACUUUUUCAUUCACAGCUGCCUUUUUUCUGUGAGAUGCGAGAGCCUUGAUUUGAAGGUAAUCUGAAAAGUGACAAUUGUUUUAUGAGUUCAUUUCUUUGGCAAAAUUCCUGUUUGUGGUUAUGGUUUUGCCUGAAUAGGGAAUUCAGGAUUGUUCCUUAGCCCAGGAUGCCUCUCAGUCAUUUUUGGUGCAUCUUUUUUCCCAUUUACCUCAAUGAGUAGUAAAAAUUUGCAUUUCAAAAAUUAUUUUAAUAUACCUUGAAAUAUCUGAUACAAAGCAUUUUUCAGAUACAUAUUAGCAUUUGCUAUGCUAAUCAAAGUUGGAACAUAAUUGCUUUCCAAAAAUAUAAUUUGAUCUUUAAACAUGAAGUAGUAGCUCAAAGAUGAUAAGCUUAUUUAAUACUUUUAAAAGUGUGCCAAAAUAAAAUACUGACUUCAAAAUCCUCAUUACUUUUCUCAUAUUGUUCAUGUUCUAGUAUAUCACUUAUUGGCUGGAAUGAAGUAUACCGAAGUCUUUAUAACAACAUGAAAUAUUACUAAGAAUGAUUUUUUUUUUUUUUUGUAUCUGCAGUAUUGCAGAAGGGAAAAUUGGUAGGUUUUUUGAUGGGCAAAGAAAAUAUUUCUUAAAUGCAGCAUACUGAUCAUUUGCCAUAAAUUUAUUUUAACUUGUUUAAAAAGCACCUCAGAGAAACAGGAAAAGGAAAAGAAAAAAUACGCUUUAAUUGUUGCAAACUUGCAAAAUCUUUUCGCCUUUUAGUUAAGGUGAAGUUCUGCUUGUCAUAUGAACUUUUUAUAUACUAAUUUAAGAUGAUAGUAUUGUUUAUACUGCAGAAAGGAAUAAACACAGAUGCUGCAGUGAUCCCAAACUUGUAGUUACAUCUGUGCAAAUGGAUCCUUAUACUUACCUGAAAUCUCAUUUCUGAAUCAAUAUACAAUGUCAUGGGGAAUUCUCUGAUCUGAUUCCUGUAACUGUGCAGCCUUGCCUGCAAUGCAGACAAAAAUUGUAAAAAAGUAAUGGCUCUGGAUGGUCUGUAUAUUAAAAGCAUACAGUAACACUUUUAAAUUUUCCUUGUAAUCCAAUAGCCACCUAACAAAAAAACUACACUUCACUGAUCGUCUUGUAGAAUAUUGCCACAGUGAUUUUUAUUUACUGCAAAAUAAAAAUUAAGCUUAAUUUUGAAAAUUUGUUUUCAUUUUUCUCAAUUUUGUUCUUUCCUUGGUUGCUUAUGUUUAUGCAUUAGAGGGUUUUAAGCAGCUGUUUAUGUAUCAUCAGCUGAUAUCUGACAGACCACAAUCUGCAGAUCGCAUUUAGGAGGCAGUAAUCCAGACAGUGGUAAUGGGUUUCACUGCAGGUAAGUAACUCACAGCAUGAGGUUCUCUGUCCACUAAGUCUGCACUGCUUGCUUCAGCCAGCUAGUAAAACAAGAACAUGUUCCUUGGAAGCUGACAAAAUGUCCUCCCUUAGGAAUGGAGACAAAUAAUUUUACCAGUUUUAAUUUCCCCUCACUUCUGAAAAUUAGCUGUUAGUUUUUUUCUCUGUAGGUUUCCACUGAGAUUGAUUUUUCAAAUAGUGAUGGUUUUGUUUAUUUCAGAAUAAAAUUUCUUGCGGAAUUCACUGUCAGAAUUUGCACACUUGGAAGUGUUUUGCUGCAAUGUGAUUUAACUGAACUUAGAGAUGCACAAAGAAUUAUUAGAGAUAAGGUGUUCCUGUAACCCAGAAUUUUAAUUUGCAAAAUAUUCAGAAAUUUUCUGUUUAUUACAAAUAAAUCCUUGUGUUAUUAAUGUGAAUUGAUAAGAGCCAUAUGAUAGUAACAUAGCUGUAACUAAACUGUUGUCUAUAGAACACUUAAUGGUAGAGUAAAAAAGAAAAAAAUUGGUAAUUGUUUAAAAUGCAAUAUUUUAGUAUUUGAGCUAAAAGGAUAAUCUCUGCCAGUUAUUCAUUAUCAAUAUACCUUUUCAAAUAGUGCUGUAGUUCUGAUACAAGAGUCAUAGAUAUUAUAGAAAUAAUGAAUCUGAACUGAUUCUAAUUGUAAUGAUCUACUCUUGCUGCCAGAGGAGAGAGGGGACCAGCUCACAGGAUAUGUAGUUCAGCCACAGUUGAUAGUCUACAGGAAAGAAUGAGGGCGUUAGUGUUCCAGACUGGCUUCUGGGAGACAGGAUCAGAGAGUAACACCCUCAGUGAGCUUACUGGUCAGCUUGUUAUAUCAGGUAUGUAACGUCCUGCUUGGUAGUGUGCAUGUUGCCAUACCAAAAUGACAGUCCAUCAUAAAUGUUAGUUAUCUGCCUGUGGGGAUCUCUGUCUCUCUUGCACUCUUCAGCUGCUGUCAAUUGCUAUAGCUUAUACCCAGGGAAGAUCUGUGGCAUUGAGCCUGAAUUCAUGCUCAAUCAGUGAUUAGGACACAGGGAGUGGAAAGCAGGAGAGCAGGACUGUGUUUUUAUUUCAGCCACUGACUCACUGUGACUUCAGGCAAGUCACUCAGUAGAUACUUGCCUGUAUUUCCUCCUAUUUAAUGAGGUUGAUGGUAAUCAAAACACUGCAAAAUUUGUGGACACAGUGAUUUAUAAAUAAUUAUUUUCCAUGCUUGCUGGUAAAAUUGUAAUUUCAGAUGUAAACUAUUUUUACUUGUAAGGUUAUUUUUUUACCUUUUAUACAGUAAAUAUCUAUACCAGUGAAUUGUAAAAAAUAGUUUCCAAUGUGUAUUGAAUCCUUUGUUGCAAUGGUUGUACUAGCUAGUUACCAGAAAAUCCUAGCUUCUGUCUUCAUGAUAAUUAAAAAAUGAAUACUCAAGUGUUUUGGCAGGACCUUUAAAACUUAGUCAAUGGUAGGAGAAAAAAAAAAAAAAGUUGAUCUGAGGACACUAUUCUUUUAUUAAAACAACUUGUACCUAUUAUAAAGGGCAUAUCAACCAGUGCACUUAUCACAGGUGUAUUAAUUUCUGUUGAUUAUUCAUCUGUUCAGUCAGAUCAGGAAUUAUUUGACUGUGUUCUAUCUGUUCUGUUUGUAAAAAGCUCAACAAUGCUGUGUAGAAUGUGUUUACUGAACAGUCAAUGGCAAUGGAUUAAGGUCUGAACUUACAGCUUUUACACAAGGUAUGUUCUCAACAGAUACUUUAACUGCUUGUACAGGUAUGUUCAAAAUGAUAGAUCUUUACACAUGAAUGCUUCACAGGUAAAUAUCACUUAGUAUCUUUAUGAUACUGGGGCAUAGCUGUCUGCAUAAAGAUUUCAUUUGGAAAGUAAUAUACACUACUGAAUGUCAUAUUAAAAAAAUCAAUAUUGCAGAAAUUUGUAAUUGAAACCUUGGCAUUUAUUUUUAUGUAGACUGAUUGCAUUUCUUGAAAGAAGAGAGCGUGGGUUCUAAAAGCAAUGCGAAAUAUUUUAUGAGACAUUUGAUGUUAGCUUAAAACCUCUUGAUUAUAUGAUGAAUCCAUGUUAAAAUAAAUGUGGAUGUUCUGGUUGAA
Harpia harpyja (harpy eagle) is the source of this 6033-nucleotide messenger RNA. RefSeq names its product methylcrotonyl-CoA carboxylase subunit 1 (gene MCCC1). Bases 28 to 2235 code for a protein of 735 amino acids. The record is from RefSeq and is a predicted model, not a curated record. The transcript is spliced from 20 exons. Gene Ontology annotation, molecular function: metal ion binding; ATP binding; methylcrotonoyl-CoA carboxylase activity. NCBI's taxonomy places the organism in Eukaryota, Metazoa, Chordata, Aves, Accipitriformes, Accipitridae. Gene Ontology annotation, cellular component: mitochondrion.